AUGGAUGCUGGUAGGAUAAACGGGGUGCUUUUUCUUGAUUUAUGCAAAGCAUUCGACACAGUCGAUCAUGUCAUCCUCAUAAAAAAGUUAUCUAAUUACGGGAUACAAGACAAGGCACUAGAAUGCUUUAAAUCAUAUUUGUCUAACAGGGAACAAUACUGUAAG
Messenger RNA from Paramuricea clavata, 165 nucleotides. The record is from the annotation of a GenBank genome assembly. NCBI's taxonomy places the organism in Eukaryota, Metazoa, Cnidaria, Anthozoa, Malacalcyonacea, Plexauridae.